This is a messenger RNA of Cuculus canorus (common cuckoo), 1234 nucleotides long. It is a transcript of the gene PCBD1, whose product is annotated as pterin-4 alpha-carbinolamine dehydratase 1. NCBI's taxonomy places the organism in Eukaryota, Metazoa, Chordata, Aves, Cuculiformes, Cuculidae. The record is from RefSeq and is a predicted model, not a curated record. Gene Ontology annotation, molecular function: 4-alpha-hydroxytetrahydrobiopterin dehydratase activity. Bases 14 to 664 code for a protein of 216 amino acids. Gene Ontology annotation, biological process: tetrahydrobiopterin biosynthetic process. The transcript has 4 exons.
CCACUGCUGGCUCAUGUUCAAGUCAACCAACACCCCCAGGUCCUCCUCCUCCGUGCAGCUCUCCAGCCACUCUUCCCGCCGCAUCCCCCCGCACCAGCUCUCACCGCCCCUCCGCAUCCCAUUCUGCCCUUCCCUUGUGCAACAGGUUAGGAAGGGGCGGUGCCGGAGAGGGGUCGGUGGCCCCGCGGUGGAUGAUCCCCCCCCGACCCCCCCGCCCAGCGGCCCCGGGGGCGGGCGGCCGGCCGGGCAGCCCGGGGAAGGGCAGCGCUCCCGUGGGUGGGCCCUGACCCUCGCCACGCCUCCCAUCGCGGCCGAGCGGCGGGCCCGGGGCGGCGGGGACCGAGGGGCGAUGGCAGGAAAAGCCCACAGGCUCAGCGCAGAGGAGAGGGAGCAGCUGCUGCCAAACCUCAGAGCCGUGGGGUGGAAUGAGGUGGAAGGCAGAGAUGCCAUCUUCAAAGAGUUCCACUUCAAGGACUUCAAUCGGGCCUUUGGCUUCAUGACCAGAGUGGCUCUACAGGCAGAAAAACUGGAUCAUCACCCUGAAUGGUUCAAUGUGUACAAUAAGGUUCACAUCACCUUGAGCACCCACGAGUGUGGAGGCUUAUCAGAGCGAGACAUCAACUUGGCGAGCUUCAUCGAGCAGGUUGCAGCUUCUCUCUCCUGACUAAAGACAGACAUGUGAAGCCAAAAAUCAACUCUGCCACUGCCACAACCCACAUCUUGCCUGGACGGCUGCACCUAGAGCCUUCUCCCAGCUUCCAAGCUAGUUCCUGGAUCCAGACUGGCAAAUGUCAUUCCAAACUCCCCACUGCAGCUCAGAUGGAUGGAGGCACUUCUUGGGCACCAUGCAUAUACCGAUCUCUGAUCUUGCCGCUUCCAUUCCUCAACCCUUCGUUAGCUGUGCACUACAAACUGCUGAGCCUCCCAGGCUUUCCGCAGAUUUGCCCUUUUACCAGGAGUCAUGUUACACAAUUGCAUCAGUAAAUCCUUCCAGAGCCUAACCCCAGCCAAUCACUGUGUUACUGCUUUUUACCUAGUAGAAUAUGCUUUCUAGCUAAAAAAAUGGUACAUGAACCCUCUGUAACAUACCAGCAACUGAGAUGUGCAAUUUGGUUAUUGCUGUAACCCCUCUAGCAGUAUUAUAAACAGGCAUGUGAUCUCACCCCUACUGUAACCAGUCUUUUGUAGAAUACCAGCUGAAAAUGUUUACAAUAAAGGUCUUGAUUAAGCUGAU